UGCUUUACUUGCUGUGCUAAACAACCUCCCUAACGUUUGUUGUUAUUUUUCAUGUGAGAAAGCUCUGGUUGGUUGCGUGCAUUAUGCUCUAAUUCCGUUCCUGUUUUGUGUUCCUUGUGUUGGCCAAGGUGGAAUGGAAUCUCUCUGGUUUUUAUAACUCUGUCCCUCUUUUUUGCCUCUUCUGAAAUAACCCCCCACUCUCUUUCUCUCUCUCUUUCUCCCUUUAAAAAGAGAGAGAACCCACUCAGCGUGCAAAUAAAAAGACUUAAAGCAAAGCUAGUUUACAACCCCAUGCUAUUAUAGCUCCCUCUACUACACCUUUGCUUUUGGAGUCAUUUUUUCUUGGUGGGGUUUCUGUUGAGCUGUGAUAAUAUUUCUGCUUCUCAAAUCUUAGUCUAUUCAAAACCUUUGAAGGUUUAUUGUAGUUUGUUUAGUUUCUCACCUACCUAAGGUUGAAGCUUCUGGGAAAACCUGUUUAUUUUUCACAGCUUAAAGAAGUGGUGUUCCAUGGAUUUGAGCUGUGGUUAGACCUUGAAGGGUUUUGUUGCAUUUAUUUGGUGAAUAUCAAGAAGAGCAGAAAAGGGUGUUUUUCUUUGGAGUUUCUUUUGCAAAACUGUGUUUGUUUUGUGGUUUAAAAAGAUGGAUGAAAGGUCAAGGAAUGAGGUUUCUCCUCAGCUGCUGGAUUUGAUUCCAAAUGAGAGAGAGUGGCACAUGAAAAAAGGUGAAGGAGGAAAGUCCUCAGAGGAGAGGAAGCUGGAGCUGAGGCUUGGUCCACCUGGUGUUGAGGACUGGUCCCUCAAUGACAAAAUGAAAAACACUCAAACAGAUCAUGAGUCUCUACUCUCUCUUGGUUACUACUCUCCCAUGAUGCCUCAUUCAGCAAAACUAAGCUCCAACAAUGGUUUCCAUAGCUACCAACACCACCACCAGGGUAGUAAAGCUACUUCAUUUCUUCAUCAUACAUCAUCACAAACCUGUGGCCCUAAGGUGGUAGAGUUGCAGCAGAACAAGGGUAGUGAUAAUAACAACAAAGUGUUCUCUUCUCCCUCUUCUGCAAACACAGCUGUACCCAACAGCUCUCAGAAAAGAACUGCCCCUGGUCCAGUAGUGGGUUGGCCUCCAAUUCGUUCAUUCAGGAAGAAUCUUGCUAGUAGCAGCACUUCUUCUAAGCCUCCUCCUCAUGAGUCCCAGAACCAGCAUGAUAAAGGUGAUGGUAAAAAACCUGUUAACAACUAUGGUAAAGGCAUGUUUGUGAAGAUCAACAUGGAUGGUGUUCCAAUUGGGAGAAAAGUGGACCUCAAUGCCUAUGGCAGCUAUGAAAGUCUCUCCUCUGCCGUGGAUGCGCUCUUUAGAGGUCUCCUUGCAGCUCAACGAGAUGCCUCUGCUGGUGGAGUUCACAACAAGCCAGAGGAAGAGAAAGCAAUUACAGGUUUAUUGGAUGGUAGUGGAGAGUAUACUCUAGUUUAUGAAGAUAACGAAGGAGACAGGAUGCUUGUUGGUGAUGUACCGUGGCACAUGUUUGUAUCAACAGUGAAGAGGCUGCGAGUUUUGAAGAGUUCUGAGCUUUCUGCCUUUACCUCUGGCAAUAAGCAACACCACACCACUUGACUCAGCAAUGAAGUGAAAUUAAGGCCUUUUACUUCACUGCAUCAGCUUGAAGAUAUUUCUAAUUUUGAUGUUUUUGUCUGAUGAAGGUCAUGGAAUGAAACUAGUGGCCUACAUUGCUAUCUAAGUAAUGUGGAUGAAUGAAUGUGUUUUAAUUUUUUGUAAUGAAGAUGAAGAUUUGAAAUGUUUAUGGAUUGUAUAAAUAGGGAAGAAAAACUUCACAGAUGUGUGUACACUCAUGAUUUACCUUUGAUGAGUAACCAUUAACUCGGGUUUUGGUUUGUA
This is a messenger RNA of Lotus japonicus, 1890 nucleotides long. RefSeq names its product auxin-responsive protein IAA26-like. The record is from RefSeq and is a predicted model, not a curated record. The transcript is spliced from 6 exons. Gene Ontology annotation, cellular component: nucleus. NCBI's taxonomy places the organism in Eukaryota, Viridiplantae, Streptophyta, Magnoliopsida, Fabales, Fabaceae. The coding region runs from base 640 to 1608 and encodes 322 amino acids. Gene Ontology annotation, molecular function: protein binding. Gene Ontology annotation, biological process: regulation of DNA-templated transcription.